Messenger RNA from Elaeis guineensis (African oil palm), 731 nucleotides. RefSeq lists its product as uncharacterized. The record is from RefSeq and is a predicted model, not a curated record. Lineage: Eukaryota; Viridiplantae; Streptophyta; Magnoliopsida; Arecales; Arecaceae.
GAGAGAGAGAGAGAGAGAGAGAGAUGGAAACGGAAGCAUUUCCCAUUAGGUUUUACAGGGGCAUAAGGCUGUACUGGCGCAGGAGGAAGUACCAGAGGGUGGAUGGCACGGGCACCGGGAAGAAGGCUGUGAAGGUGACGAGAUUUGGGUCCGGUCGAGGAGGGAACCGCCGGUUCUGGCGGAUCCGGCCCAUCUUCAGGAUCCGGAUUAAGAUCCCGUCGCCGGUCCGGCUGCUGGUCCGGCUCAGGGACGCGUAUGUGGACGCCAUGCUGGGUUUGGCCGGGAAGGGGUCGGCCUUGGCGCUGCCCAAUGGACCGGAGGCGCUCUGGGACAAGCGGAUCCCCAAGAGCCGGCCGGUCCGACUCCAGGCGGGCAGCUACUUCGAGCAGAGGCUUAUACUUGAGAUCUACAAGUCCUUGGUGGCUUCUGGGGAGCUGACUGCCAUUUCAAGUUAGAAGAAGAAGAAGAAGAGGAAGAAGAAGAAGCAGCUGGAGAUCUCUCAAGUUCCUUAGUUGUGUUUCUUAUUAUAUUUUCUUUUAUAUUUCUGUUUUUUUUUUCCACCUUUUUCUUGUUUUUGUCCCCUUAGUGAUUUGGUAAUUAAUUAAGCCCGAAUAAGGCUGGGUGCAAAGCUAGAGGCGGACCAUCUUAAGGUGAUGAGGUCCCCUGCUGUGUAGGGAUAAAUGUAUAAAGUUUCCUUUUGGUAAUGCACACUUUUUGAAGUUUUUCUUCUC